Lagenorhynchus albirostris (white-beaked dolphin) is the source of this 598-nucleotide messenger RNA. It is a transcript of the gene SPATA19, whose product is annotated as spermatogenesis associated 19. The coding region runs from base 1 to 465 and encodes 154 amino acids. The transcript has 7 exons. The record is from RefSeq and is a predicted model, not a curated record. Lineage: Eukaryota; Metazoa; Chordata; Mammalia; Artiodactyla; Delphinidae.
AUGAUAAUUACAACAUGGAUUGUGUACAUUCUCGCCCGGAAAGGUGCCGGGUUCCCCUUCCCACCGAAAGUCAGUUCGGACGUGGAAGUUGUGGAGAGCGAGGCUGUGUCUGUAGUACAGCAUUGGUUGAAAAAGACUGAAGAAGAGGCUUCCCAGGACAUAAAGGAGAAGAUGUCCACCAACUGCCCUCCCACGCAUGGCCAAGAUGUACAUGUGACCAGAGACGAGGUGAAGCACCACCUCUCAAAGUCUGGUUUGUUAACAAACCAGAGUCAGGAGGUCCUGGAGGAAAGAACAAGAAUCCAGUUCAUAAGAUGGAGCCGUACCCGUAUCUUUCAAGUGCCAAGCGAGGUGAGAAAUGAUGCCAUGCGAGAACGGAUAGAGCAGGUGAGACGAAGCAUAUGCCAUCUUACGGAUGAGGCAUCUCAGGAGCUUCACAAGACAAAUUCCUACUCAGACUGCUGAGAGCAGCAGGUUGAUGCCCUUCAGGGUCAAGGAGCUGCCUGUGUCGGAAGGAUGUCCAACCCCCCUUGACCUGAGGAGCGACCACACCUGGGCAGAGAGAAUCCAGUGGGUGAGCCCUUCCUUGUGACAGUGG